Paraglomus occultum is the source of this 317-nucleotide messenger RNA. The record is from the annotation of a GenBank genome assembly. Lineage: Eukaryota; Fungi; Glomeromycota; Glomeromycetes; Paraglomerales; Paraglomeraceae.
AAUAUUUAUCUUGUGAUAACAAUAUUCCUGCGGAGGAAUUGAUUACGGAUGAGGAGAUAAUUGAAGUAAUUCUUGAGGAAAACGAUACACAAGUUGAGAGUAAUACAAAUGAAGAAGCGGAAAUAAGACCAACCAUCUCUCUCCACCAGGCAGUUACUGCUUUGAAAACGCUAACACAAUUUUUACAGUAUUCAACCGGGCCGGAGAUUCAGCGAGAAGACAUUACUGUACUUUAUAGGGUACAGAGAUUAAUGGAAUUAAAAUACACAGAGAGUCUUAAACAGAAAACUUUAGAUAGUUAUGUUAAUAAGGGCUAA